GCUUACGACAUAUCUCAAUAGACCAUCUAAGUCCACCGCCAUGGCAGCCACAGGCGAGCCGUUCUACGUGCGCUACUACUCUGGACACUCUGGACGAUUUGGCCACGAAUUCUUGGAGUUCGACUUCCGUGUAGUCGGCGAUGGCCGCUCAGCGAUAGCGCGAUAUGCCAACAAUUCGAAUUAUCGCAACGAUUCGCUCAUCCGGAAAGAAAUGUGCGUGAGCUCUCUCAUGGUCGAGGAGAUCAAGCGCAUCAUCAAGGAGAGUGAGAUCAUGAGGGAAGACGACACCAAAUGGCCACAGAAAAAUAAGGACGGAAGACAGGAGCUUGAGAUCAGGCUCGGAAGCGAGCACAUCUCCUUCGAGACCGCCAAGAUUGGCUCGCUCGUCGAUGUGAACGAGUCCGAAGACCCAGAAGGUCUACGCGUCUUCUACUACCUUGUCCAGAACCUAAAGGCGCUUGUGUUCUCGCUUAUCUCGCUGCACUUCAAGAUCAAGCCAAUCUAAUUAGGGGGCCGCGGGCGGUCACUUGCGCCCGCAAUAUGACUGAGGCAACUGAUACGAUGGUCGUUUGACCACAAGGCUUGCGCAAAGUGCUAUGCAUGGCGACUGCAUACGCGUUGUUAUCAGCGUUGCCUUCACUCGAGGGAGCAGGCUGCUCCCCGCUGCAGAGACCAAGCGAGG
Messenger RNA from Baudoinia panamericana UAMH 10762, 682 nucleotides. RefSeq lists its product as uncharacterized. Gene Ontology annotation, biological process: RNA splicing. Bases 41 to 505 code for a protein of 154 amino acids. The record is from RefSeq and is a predicted model, not a curated record. The transcript is spliced from 7 exons. NCBI's taxonomy places the organism in Eukaryota, Fungi, Ascomycota, Dothideomycetes, Mycosphaerellales, Teratosphaeriaceae. Gene Ontology annotation, cellular component: nucleus; exon-exon junction complex.